Dicentrarchus labrax (European seabass) is the source of this 2501-nucleotide messenger RNA. RefSeq names its product meiotic nuclear divisions 1 homolog (S. cerevisiae) (gene mnd1). Gene Ontology annotation, biological process: reciprocal meiotic recombination. NCBI's taxonomy places the organism in Eukaryota, Metazoa, Chordata, Actinopteri, Moronidae. The record is from RefSeq and is a predicted model, not a curated record. Gene Ontology annotation, molecular function: double-stranded DNA binding. Bases 145 to 762 code for a protein of 205 amino acids. The transcript is spliced from 8 exons. Gene Ontology annotation, cellular component: nucleus.
GACCCCCGUGACACUGUACCGCGGGAAAUUCAGUACCGCGCGAACGAGCGUUUUCUUAUUUGGAUUAUAAACAUCAACAGAACAACAUCUAACGCCUGAAACCUUAAUGUUAGUGGACGCUCCUGAUACAGCCGACGUAACAAAAUGUCAAAGAAGAAAGGACUAAGUCUGGAGGAGAAGAGAACUCGCAUGAUGGAGAUUUUCUUCGAAACGAAAGAUGUGUUUCAGCUGAAAGACAUAGAGAAGAUCGCCCCUAAGACGAAGGGCAUAGCUCCCAUGACUGUGAAGGAUGUGCUGCAGAGUUUGGUGGAUGACAACAUGGUGGACUGUGAGAGAGUGGGUACAUCAAACUACUACUGGGCCUUUCCCAGCAAGGCCCUGCACGCUCGCAAGCACAAACUGGAGGAGCUGCAAACACAGAGUUCUCAAGCAAAGCAGCGGAAAAUAUCUGUACAGAAAGCGGUUGAAAAAGCUAAAGUGGGACGUCAAGAUACAAAGGAGAGAAGCUCUUUGCUGAAGGAGUUGAAUGCUCUGAGAGAGGAACGAACUCGGCUCCAGGCUGAAUUGGAGAAAUACAGGGAAUGUGACCCAGAAGUCGUUGAGGAGAUGAGAAAGUCAAAUGUUAUUGCAAAAGAGGCCGUUUCCAGGUGGACAGACAAUAUUUUCUCCAUCAAGUCAUGGACAAAGAAGAAGUUCUCCUUUGAUGACAGCCGCAUUAAUAAAGCCUUUGGGAUCCCUGAGGACUUUGACUACAUGGACUGACGGCCAGCUUUUCUUCUCUAGUUCAUUGUCGCAGUAAGAGGAAAAAUAAGAGUUUAAGCUUCAGUUUGAGGGCAGUAAACCAGGUCUCAGCAGUGCUAAUUUAUGUCCUUUGUGUUAGACCAGGAUUCAUGACCUGUGGUGGGCUUUGAAUAAGGGCCGAUAUCAGCCAGAUGGACUUUAUCAGCGGGUGUGUUGCUUCGGUGCAACCGGAGAAGAGAAGCACCAACCAGUCGUGGAUGUGAGGGGUUAGGGGGUUCUGUGAUAAACACAACCUUGCAGCCUGACUUUUGGGACACCUGUUUGCAUGAAAACUGAGAACUCCAAGUUGAUGAUGGAAAGGAAUCAACACUUAACACAUCUGUGCAGCCAAUGAUUUAAUUUGUAUGGUUUAAACAGAUGGUUUGGAAUCAAAUGCCUUUGCACUUUUUUCUUAUGUUUUCCCUGUUUCACUUUUGCUGGGGGGGGGGGGGGGGGAUGUUGCUCCUUGUGAUCAACAUUGAGUCCUCUAGAUUCAAAAAAAGUGGACUGGGUCUAAUGGGAAAAUUCAGUUACAGAGGAUAUGUUUAGGAUAUGUUAUGUAUACAAGUGCUGUAAAUAUUUAAAGUAGAUUUAAGUUUUGCAGAACCUCUUUUCUCAUGUUACAAAUAAAAUGUCCGAGUUUUUCAAGCCGUUUUCUGCAGUUGUAUUCCUUCCUAAACUCAGGGUGCAGUGUACAAAUGUAUUUACACAGGGUCUCCUAUCUCUUGUGUUUUCAUUUCUUUAGAAAUUGCCACUGGAACACUGCAAAAAUCUAUCACAAAAGCUCAACUUUUUUUGCAGAUCUUCACACUCGGUUUCUGUUUGAACAAAAAAAGGAACACUGUUGUCAUGACAUGUCUAGAAGGACUAUUACCCUAGAAGGACUAUUACCCUGCUUAUUUUCCUCCCUUUUUCUCUGUCAAACCAGAUGCAAAACAGGUAGUUGUGUACUCUGCUUUUACUCAAUGAACCUAUUUGCUAUUGUGUCUGGGUUUGUUGAUUUAAAUUUCAAAUGUGCCCCAUGCUCGUCUUACUCAUCAGUUAGGUUUUCUUUCCAUUCGAUGAAUGAUAUGCAAACAUAUUGUUAGUUCUUUGUUGAUUCACGACUUGCUUUCUAUUUAUAAUGUUCCUAAUGUAAUUUUAUUUUGAUCUCUAAACCAUUGAAGAGGAACAUGUUAGUAGUAAGAAUCAGAUUUUAUGUGAAAGAUAUGUGUCCUUGUAAAUAUACAGUGGCUUACUGAUUAAAAAGUGUUGGCGGUUUCCUGUUUGUACUGCUUCCUAACACAUAAGUUCAGUUAUUUUUUACUGAUGAGGAUAACCUGCCACAAGACAAUGUGCAGACACAAAUUUCAGCGCUCUUACAUGUUGUAUAUUUAUUGUGGCAACCCUAAGCUCCUUAUUAGAAGUGCUCUAGUGACUGUAGCAACACUGAUCCAGCAAAAGAAAAAUAUUCUAAAUACCUAGCUGCAGUUUUGUUUGGUGGAGCUGACACACCCACAGAAGGGUAACCUGAGUCAAUGUUCAUGUGUGUACCUGCCCAACCUGUACUAACUAUGAUUCAUGAGUUUGACAUGCUGAAUGUCAAAGUUCUCAGUGGAGGUUGUGCAGAGUUUAAUCUCACUGUCUCUAACUUGAAGACUGCUUUUACUUGCAGCCUCUUUGGUUAAAUGUGUCUUGUCCUCAGAAGGGAUUAACAACGCAAUAAAUAUGCUGACUAAUGA